Molecule: messenger RNA, 1593 nt
Organism: Diaporthe citri
Lineage: Eukaryota; Fungi; Ascomycota; Sordariomycetes; Diaporthales; Diaporthaceae
Exons: 4
Coding region: 1-1593 (530 amino acids)
Biological process (GO): protein folding
Cellular component (GO): cytosol; chaperonin-containing T-complex
Molecular function (GO): ATP-dependent protein folding chaperone; ATP hydrolysis activity; ATP binding
Source: RefSeq, a predicted model, not a curated record
AUGUCUUCCUUCAGCCCAACCCAGAUCUUCGAGGAGGGCACCACCGAAGAGAAGGGCGAAAAUGCCCGUCUCACCGCCUUCGUCGGCGCCAUUGCCGUUGGCGAUCUGGUCAAGAGCACUCUGGGUCCCAAGGGAAUGGACAAGAUCAUGCAGUCUGCGUCUACCGGAGAGAUCCUGGUCACAAAUGACGGCGCAACCAUACUCAAGUCCAUAGCUCUCGACAAUGCCGCGGCAAAGGUUCUCGUCAACAUCUCAAAAGUGCAGGACGACGAGGUGGGAGACGGCACGACAUCUGUCUCCGUCCUGGCCGCCGAGCUGCUGCGCGAGGCAGAGAAGCUGGUCGACAAGAAGAUCCACCCCCAGACCAUCAUCGAGGGAUACCGGUUAGCAAGCCAGGCUGCGCUCAAGGCCCUCGAAGACUCCGCCGUCGACCACAGCAAGAACCCCGAGGCCUUCAGGAAGGAUCUGAUAGCUAUUGGAAAGACCACACUUAGCUCCAAGGUCCUCGCCCAGGACCGGGAUCACUUCGCGGAGCUCGCCACAGAGGCUGUUUUGAGGCUGAAGGGAUCCUCUGACCUCAGCAAUAUUCAGAUCAUUAAGAAGGCCGGUGGCAAGUUGAGCGACUCUUACUUGGACGACGGUUUCAUCCUGGACAAGAAGAUCGGAGUCAACCAGCCCAAGCGCCUGGAGAAGGCCAAGAUCCUCGUCGCAAACACUUCCAUGGACACGGACAAGGUCAAGAUCUUCGGUGCCCGCGUCAAGGUCACAUCUACGAGCAAGCUCGCCGACCUCGAGAAGGCCGAGAAGGAGAAGAUGAAGGCCAAGGUCGACAAGAUCAAGUCGCACGGCAUCAACUGCUUCAUCAACCGCCAGCUCAUCUACAACUGGCCCGAGCAGCUCUUCACCGAUGCCGGUAUCAUGUCCAUCGAGCACGCCGACUUUGACGGUAUCGAGCGACUGGCCCUGGUCACAGGAGGCGAGAUCGCAUCCACGUUCGACCACCCCGAGCAAGUGAAGUUAGGUCACUGCGAUGUUAUUGAGGAGGUCAUUAUCGGCGAGGACACUCUUAUCAGGUUCUCUGGGGUUGCAGCAGGUCGGGCAUGCACCAUCGUCCUUCGCGGCGCCACAAACCAACUCCUCGAUGAGGCUGAGCGAAGUUUGCACGACGCCCUCGCCGUCCUUUCCCAAACAGUCAAGGAGCCACGGACAACCCUGGGUGGUGGAUGCGCAGAGAUGCUUAUGGCCAAGGCUGUCGAGGCCCAGGCCACACGUGUUGAGGGCAAGAAGCAGGUGGCUGUUUCCUCGUUUGCCGUUGCCCUGCGGCAACUACCGACCAUCCUGGCCGACAACGCCGGUCUCGACUCUGGCGACCUCGUCGCUCGCCUGCGAAAGGCCAUCUACGACGGGAUGACGACGUAUGGUCUUGAUCUGAUGGUUCCCGGCGGCGGCAUCGCCGACAUGCGCGACCUGGGUGUUAUCGAGAGCUACAAGCUGAAGAAGGCGGUGGUAUCAUCGGCGAGCGAGGCUGCUGAGCUACUCCUUCGUGUGGACAACAUCAUUAGAGCGGCGCCUAGGAGACGCGAGAGGCAGUGA